CUAGGGUUGGUGUCACCCGGUGCAGUAACACUUGGUGACACCCCCUCCGACGCUCCCUCCAGAAUGGAUCGGAUCUGCGGAUUGAGCAUAAUGGAUCGGACAUGGGAGACACAUCUUGCUGAUACACCACCGAUGGAUCCAUCCUGCAGGGUCGUCGGCUUGCUUAACAACUUACCUUUUUGUGGAGCGGGUCCGGUGUCACCUCAUGCGGUCGGUGUCACCUGGUGCGGACCGCACAUCCCACACCUGCCUCGAGACGCCACUGAG
Molecule: messenger RNA, 267 nt
Organism: Staurois parvus
Lineage: Eukaryota; Metazoa; Chordata; Amphibia; Anura; Ranidae
Source: the annotation of a GenBank genome assembly